GGGGGCGGCACCAUGGAGGCGGCGGGGCAGAGCGGCGCCGCGAUGGCGGGCGCGGCGGCGGAGGAGCGGGGGUACGAGGCGGUGCUGUGCGUGAAGCCGGCCGUGCACGUGUACCGCCUGCCGCCGCGGGCCUCCAACCGCGGAUACAGGGCUGCGGAGUGGCAGCUGGAGCAGCCGGCGUGGAGCGGCAGGCUCCGGGUCACCGCCAGGGGCAGCGUCGCCUUCAUCAAGCUGGAGGAUAAGACCUCGGGGGAGCUUUUUGCCCAGGCACCAGUGGAGCAGUUCCCCGGCAUCGCUGUGGAGAGUGUGACAGACUCCAGCAGAUACUUCGUCAUCCGGAUCGAAGAUGGGAACGGCCGCCGUGCUUUCAUCGGAGUUGGCUUUGUCGACCGAGGGGAUGCUUUUGACUUCAACGUGGCUCUCCAGGACCAUUUUAAGUGGGUGAGGCAGCAGAGCGAGCUGGCCAGGCAGGCCGAGAACCCCGACCAGGGCCCCAAACUGGAUCUGGGCUUCAAGGAGGGACAAACCAUCACACUCAACAUCGCGAACAUGAAGAAGAAAGAAGGAGCAACAGGGAACACCAGACCCCGGCCCGUGGCUCCCGGUGGUCUGAGCUUGCUCCCACCACCUCCUGGAGGGAAACCUCCUUCUGGAGAGCGCCCGUCUUCACACUCCACUGCCACCCAGCUCCCGGGCACCCCCAUCACAGACUCCCUCUUGUCCUGGCCACAGCCGCCUGCUGCUCCCUCUGCCACCACCAGUGACGUGUGGGGAGAUUUUGCCAAAGCUUCAGGGUCAGCUUCUACCCAGACGAACACAGGCUGGGUUCAGUUCUGAUCCCAUCCCCUUGGCUGCUCUUCCCCGCACGGGUGCUGGGAUCAUUGGGAUUCCUUCAGGACCAAAGCAGCAGCUUCAGGACACCCCACUCCUUGCCUUAAAUCCCGCCUGGCAUCCGAAUCCUGCACUAAAUGCCAGGAAGCAAACACACACGUGCCUUAAAACACUCCAUAUGGGUGCUCUCUGUCUUGGGGGGCUUUUCAGCCUGGAUCGCAGGAAACUUCCCGAGGCUUCUCCGUUGGGAAGAACAAGCCAUCACCUUCAUCACCUCCUCUUAAUAACAAGAGGGGGAGCGAGUGCUCCCAGCACUGCCCCACGCGAGGUGUAUUUUACUAAAGGUUUAUGUGUUAGAGCUGCUCCGUGUGUAUUUGGGCUGGAAAAACCCUUCCGUCAGCGGGAGCAUCCUCCUGGAUUCAUCUCACCUGCACGAUCCCAAUGACUGCAACGCUGAGCGUCGCCCUGAUCUUCUAUUGAGUGCUUACCUCCACGGUGCAGGAGGUGGGGAGCUGGACCACUGCUUUUCCAUGCUGGAAUUCCUCAUUUCUUGCUCUGGGAAGUUUGUUUUUCCUCCUUUAUUUUGGGAAGACACGUUUUUACUUCUUCAUUUUAUGAAGCAGUGAAGGACAGGACAUUGUUGGUCUCUUUGACAGAGCUGGGCUUGAGAUUCCUCUUUACACAAAUAAAUAUUUUCUUACCUA
Messenger RNA from Strigops habroptila (Kakapo), 1535 nucleotides. RefSeq names its product NECAP endocytosis associated 2 (gene NECAP2). Lineage: Eukaryota; Metazoa; Chordata; Aves; Psittaciformes; Psittacidae. Gene Ontology annotation, cellular component: membrane; clathrin vesicle coat. The transcript is spliced from 8 exons. The record is from RefSeq and is a predicted model, not a curated record. Bases 13 to 837 code for a protein of 274 amino acids. Gene Ontology annotation, biological process: endocytosis.